This is a messenger RNA of Pezoporus flaviventris, 6375 nucleotides long. It is a transcript of the gene OTOA, whose product is annotated as otoancorin. Lineage: Eukaryota; Metazoa; Chordata; Aves; Psittaciformes; Psittacidae. Gene Ontology annotation, cellular component: cell surface. Gene Ontology annotation, biological process: cell-matrix adhesion. The record is from RefSeq and is a predicted model, not a curated record.
CAGUCAGCUUGUAUUCCACUCUGAGGAGCCCAGGGCCACCUACCCAUGCCUGGGGUAGAAGAUGGGAGGAACAGGGUGCUGGGAAGCACCAGCCUCGCCCUGUGUUCCCCUCCCCUCCGCACCCCCAACUUGUUGAGCCCUCUGUCUCAGGAGGGGAAGCCUCCUCUUCUGCCUGCCUCUGAGCACCCCAGCAGAGAUUUCCCCCUCCAGUCUGGCUGAAGGUUGGGUGCUGCCGUGCAGAUACCUGAGGCUGUGAGGCGGUGCUGGCCCAGUCCCUGCCCCCUGCUCUCCGGGUCUAGCUGGAGCCGCCCAGCUCAUUGCACUGCCAGUGCAGGGAAGGAGGUGCACACAGCACAGGUAGGUGAAGUGCUGUGGGGUCCUGGCUCUCCUCAGGAACCCACCAGCUCACUUUUCUCUUCUGCCUGGCUUUUAUUUCCCUCUAGCACUUUCCAGCCUGAACCCCUUGAGGGUUCCCUCACUGCAUAUAGUGCUUUUUUCCAGAGGUGCUGGUAGCUUGGCUGCAAGGGGGAGGAUGGGCACUGGCUGUGCAAGGGCUUAUCAGCAAGAUUUCUGGUUAUGAGGUUAGCUUUCUGGUUAUCAAGCCUCAGAUAAGGCAGCAGCUACAUUGGAGUGAGUGAUAAAAUGUCUAGAAUUUCUUUACAUGGCAGAGCGACUGUUCAGGGAGCAAGAGGAGAAGGCGGUCUGGGAGCUCCUCAUAACUGGAGAGUUCUGCAAGGGUGACAUCUCGGAGAUCUGAUCAUAGCAUGUGCUGCCAUGGUGCAAGGAAUGAUCUCUGGGGAAAUACUGGAUGUAAUCUGCAAGAGAUCCCCAGAGCAUGAUUUGGGGUUGUCUAAGAGCUGCUGUGGACUUCAGCAGACAGACUUGUUUCACUGCCAGAGGAACUGUUUCAUCCCGCAGAUUGUGUUACCAAGCAGGGCUAUUCCACAACAGACUUCUUCUGCACCUGCCAAUUGUUCACUGAAGUUAGUCAGGAUAAAAAAGCACUUUCUUAGCAUUUAAUCUCCUUAUAUGUUAGUUUAGCAUGCUUUAAAUAAAUUAUACUCCCCGAUCAAAGUGAAUGAAUUAGAAUAAACAAAUCAGGAUUGACAUUUAUAGCAUAAUUUAAACUAUGUGAAGUAAUCAAACCUUACUGCAAAAUUAAUAGGGCAAAGUCAGAAACAAACACAAGAAAGUUCAUUGUCCGGGAAACCAGAUACUUCUGAAUGAGAGACGUACUGUGGUGCUCCCAAAAGAAUGGCUGAAAAGGGUUUCAGUGUGUGCAAGAACAGGACAGAGGCGAUAGCUUCUUGAAGUCUUAAUGUUUAAAUUUUUCCCCAUCUGUCAGUUUGAGUCACUUCUGUUUAAAGACUGAAGUUAAGUAUUUGUGCUAGACUGAAGUAUUGCUAGAGGCUGUUAAAAAGCAUCUUCACAAAAAAGUACCUUGCUGAAACAUGAGAUUAAACAAUCUGUAAAAGGUGUUCAUAUUUAUCAGAUGUUCAGAUCUGUAACACAAGCUGUGGCAGAGAACUUUUAAUUAAAAAAGAAUGGAUCCAAAUUCAACAGCAAAAGGAAAUGCAGAAAUUAGGUCUCUUCAGACAUACUCUUAAAGGAAAGGGAGAGAAACUGUAACAAAGUCAUCCCAGUGUCAGAAUGCAGUUGGCCAACAGGGAUCUCCAUGUAAUUUGUUAAAACUGGGGACUAAUCCCAGUGUAAGAAGCUGCAAUCUGCAGAGCAGGGCGUCAUCUAAUACCUCACAGUCACCAGUCUCAUGGCUGGUCAGAGGGCCAGGCUGAGGGUGCAGAGGCAGAAGAUCCUCUCUGCAGUAAACUUAGUGCAGUGUGGAUUAAAGUAGCCUGUGGUCCUCGGCACUGCGGAGGGCAUGUGGCUGCAGAAAUACCUGCAUCAAGAUCUGUUCAGUCUGUGCUUCCUUUCCAUCCCAUUGCAUUACUGCAGUCUGCAUUCUUGUCCUUCAGGAACUAGACUGAAAGAGACAAAUUCAUUUCAUGUAGGACAACUGUGAUACUAUCAGUCUUUUCUGAUGAGAAUGAGACACACCUUGAUGAACUGCUCCAGGUAUCCCAUUACUGCUCUUCCAGCUAAUUUAUCUUUCAAUGAUCUUCAUAGCAGCGAUAGCAAGAGCUACUAAAAUAUGUAUUUCCAUAGAAACUAUGUCCUAGCUGAUGGUGAAAAGUUGAUUGUAUGUUUGAGAGUAGAGCUUUCAUCCAUCUAAGUAAAGUGGCAUGGUCUUGAACUCCAGCCUUCCCAUGUGUCACUUUCCUGCUGUUUCCGAAGGGCAUAAGGAUAUUGCCCUCUUUAUAGAGUGGCAGCAGUAGGGAAGAGGAGCAAUCCUUCACCUUCCGUGCCUGGAGCACCCUGCAAUGCCGUGUGGUGAGCGAGAGGGCUGGACCCUCCAGCCAUUUGAGUUCAGAGACCUGCAAAUGGAGGGUCCCUGACCUGGUCUGCAGUAAUUGUGCAGGCAACUUAAGCUAGAGAAAGCUUAGGGUUUGUUUGGAGCUUGUUUACUAUUUCCUUUUUCGCUCCCCCAAUUUCUUUUCUAUUUUAUCUGAAUUUAAAAGGAUUUGUUCGCUUUAACAAAAUUGCAUUUAAGUAAUACUGAAGUGUAAAGUGGGUUAGUAAGUAAGCAGUGCUUCUAGGAAGGAAAUUAAAAGAGCUGCUUGGUAAAAGAGAAAUAAAUCUGUCUGCACAUGCACACUUGACAGACUUGUAUUUGCAUAAAAUGUAUCUCUAUCUUGGGAAAAGACCUAUAAUAAAAACUUGGGAGCAAGCACUUUUAGAUCAUUCUGAUCUCUAUCUAUACUCCAUAGCUUAGUCUGUCUCUGAUUUAUAGCUAUGAAAGUUUUGUGUGAGUAUUGCCUUUUGACUGUUCUUUAUGUUUUCCUUUUCAAUUUAAAUAUCUUCUGAUUUUAAUAAGCACUAGAAGAAAUGUCCAGACUUUUGAAGAUAUGUUUCUUAUUGAUGUCAGUGAAUCAUGCUGAGAUCAUACGCAGUCGAAACACUGAAGAUUUGCCUCCAUUAUUACACAAAGCUGUGGAGGAAGUAAUAACUGGGAAAUAUCUGAAUGCACUCCUUGAUAUAUUUCAUUUUCAAAGUUCUAAUGUCUGGACAGCAGAUACACUUACAAAAGUCAUGGCAUAUUUUCAUGCGCAGGAAGUUAUGUUCACUCUUAGCAGUCUACAGAUGUCCAUAGAAAGUUACCUGAAGAACCUCUUAUACCAGCCUAGGCAGCUACUGUCUGAAUUUCAACAGCUUGAUCAGCAGCAGUUCCAAACUGCAAUGAAGUAUCUCUUCAACAGCAGAAAGGACCAUCUUGAAAUGGGAAAUAUUAUUCUUGAUUGGGACAAAACUAGAGAGAGAAUAUUUCAAAGCCCAGGAGUAAACAGGACCUUGUUCCUUAUAACACUGGAUAAAUGCUUUCUGGCUCUGAGUGCUCUGGACUGUGUGGAUAUCCUAAGCCAGGUUUUGCGUGUGUCAGUGGUGAACUAUCUCCAACCUGAUGUCAUUGGGAGCCUCCCAACCAUUCUGCCGGAGGAUGCUUUCAGAAACUUAUCAGCGGUAUUCAAGGACCUCUAUGACAAAACCUCAGCAAAUACGCAGAAAGCUCUCUAUGGCUGGAUGAAGCAGAUUCUACAAAAGUCCUAUAACAUGAGUGAGUUCAAUGAAUCAACUUCUUGGGUCACUGCAGAAAGCUUAUGGAUCUUGGGAAGAUACAUGGUCCAUCUCCCACUGGAAGAAAUUCUGAAAAUUAGUCUCAAUGAAAUAAGACUAUUCAUAAGCUAUGACAAUGCAACAAAGCAGUUGGACACAGUGUAUGAUAUCACACCAGAGCUUACACAAGGCUUCCUGGAAAGAAUAAACUCAUCAGGAUUUGAUAUGAGAAACACUUCAACUAUCUACAGGUUAGGUUUAUUGGUUUGCUUUUAUGAUGACAUGGAACAGAUGGAUGCAGCUGUGGCCCGGGCUCUACUUCAUCAAAUGAUUAAGUGUAAUCAGCUAAGAGGUUUCCAGGCCGAGGUUCAGAAGCUCAAAUCUCAACUCCUGGACAUUGCCAUGCAAAACCAGACAUUGAAUGAUAUCCUUGGAUCUCUGUCAGAUGCUGUAGUUGGACUAACCUCAAGUCAGCUGGAAUCUUUGUCACCUGAAGCAGUGCAUAAUGCUAUUGCAACAUUAAACCAAGUAUCUGGGUGGACAAAAAGCCAAGUUAUGAUUUUAUCCAGUAAAUAUCUCUCUUAUGAAAAGGUUUUAUCAUUUUAUAAUGUUAGUCAAAUGGGCGCAUUGGUAACUGGUAUCAGUACCCAGUCAUUCUACAGCAUGAACCCAAAAGAGCUUUCUCACAUUAUUCGAGGCACAACAUCCCAGUACUUACCUGACUUAUCACCUGCACAGCAACAAGGGAUCCUCAGGAAGAUAGCUGCAUCUGGAGAUUUUUCUUCAUCAGUCAAAGAUAUACCAGGAGCUUUCUUUAAAGAAAUAUCUCUUCCUGGUUUAUGGAAGCAGACUGGAUAUAAUUCUUCAAUGAUGAAAGAAAAAGAACUAAGAAGAAGCCAGGCUUUAUAUCUGUAUGAAUUACUGUCUAAGAAAAACUACCCUGUUGAUCUUCUAAGCACAGGACAGCUUGUGAAAGGAGUAACUUGUCAACACAUUGAAAGUAUGGGUACAGACAUUUUUUUAAACACUUUUAAAUUCUUUGAAACGAAUCUUCAUCUACUUUCUCCAUAUCAGAUUAAUUGUUUGGCAUGGAAGUUUUGGAAAGUCUCCAAUGUAUCUACUCCUCCAUUCCUCUUACUGGUGCUUCCGAUUGAGUACCUGGAGUAUGUUUCAGGCCCCUUGUGUGUCCCUUUUGUUGCAAGUCUGGGGAAGACUGAGAUGAAUCUUUUGAAUCCCAGCCUUCACAAAAAGAAUGCUGUCCUACAAAAAGUACAGGAGUGCUUGAACGGCUCCAUUGCUGAUGAAUAUGAUGUUGACCUACUUGGAAAUUUAAUCUGCCACUUACCUCCAGCCUUUCUACAUGGCAGAAUGUCCCUGAAGGCAAUGGCAACAGCCCUUCAUCCCUUCAAGCUCUGCCAACAGCUCAGCCAUGAGCAGAAGACUGAAAUUAAAUACAAACUACUUGAGUUAUAUGGUUUCCCGAGCAACUGGACAGCGGAAACGACAUUAGAUGUUGGACCAUUCAUAACUCUGCUGUCAAAAGGGGAAUUAAACAUCCUUGCUGAAAAGUUCCCAGAUAUCAUUUUACAAAUAGCAAAGACAAGCGGACCAAUUUCUUCAGCUGAAGAGCUUCUAUCAACUGUAUUUGAAUCUGUCUCCAAUGCCACUGCCAACAUCAAAUCACCUGUCACCAGACCUGAUUGCCUGGGAACCAGAGUUCCUACUUCAGAUGAAAUCAUUAAAUUAGCAGAAGCAAAUGUCUUUUGGUCAGUUCAGGAACUGAAAUGCAUGGACGCAGGGACUUUUGACAAAAAUGUGGAACUUCUUGGGACUGUCUCUGGUUUUAACAGUUCUCAGCUUAUUGCCUUGAAGGAAAAAGCCAAGCAGGUUUGGGGAUUGCUGCCAGACUGGAAGAGUUAUCAUAUUGUUUCCCUGGGCCGCAUUGCUCUAGCACUCACUGAACAUGAAAUUGAAGAGCUGGAUUUGCAUUCUAUUGACACCAUUUCUGUACUUAGUCAGCAAACAGGAUGGACUCUUACCCAGGCAAGAUCUAUUUUGCAAGGUUUUCUAGAAGACUCUGGCCAGACAAUCAGUACACUGAAAAGCUUUGAUUUAGUUGGAUUAGGAGCUAUUCUCUGUGCUUUGAACUCCACAGAAAUCAUGUCCAUAAGGCCUGCUGAAUUCAGUGCUGCUGUUGCAAGAAUUGGCCUGUUGUUUUGUAGCACCCCUGUUCUGAGCCAGUUUAAGAAGAUGACAGAAUCUGUGUUUGGUACCACUACCAGCUGGAACGGAUCUGUUUUGCAGGAAAUUGGUACUAUAGCAGGUGGUUUGAAUGAGGAUGAAUUAAAAGCUUUUGAUAAAAAUUUGAUGCCAUAUUUCCAGCCAGUGGCAAUAAGACUUAUACCUCCUGAAAUUUUCCAAGCAUUGUCCCCAGAACAAAUAGCAAACCUGGGCCCUGAAAGUGCCGCCAUGGUUACCAGGUCACAGCGUGAGCAUCUGAAUACAUCACAGCUCCAAAGCCUUCAGCUGGCACUGGAUGGAGCCAGGACAAGCACCCCAGAGACACAAAACACUGCAAGCACUACCCAGGAGGUGCAAAUCGCAGCUCCAAGUGGUGAGUAUAGUCGCCCUUCUUCAGAGAGGGGAAGGACACACAGCAGUGGGGUGUUCAGUCCUGCAUCAUCCACCAGGAUCACACCUGUAUUUUGA